Messenger RNA from Hemicordylus capensis (graceful crag lizard), 5534 nucleotides. RefSeq names its product palmdelphin (gene PALMD). Gene Ontology annotation, biological process: regulation of cell shape. Lineage: Eukaryota; Metazoa; Chordata; Lepidosauria; Squamata; Cordylidae. The record is from RefSeq and is a predicted model, not a curated record. Bases 661 to 2331 code for a protein of 556 amino acids. Gene Ontology annotation, cellular component: membrane; cytoplasm. The transcript is spliced from 10 exons.
UGCAGAGUUGAACCAUUGUACUGUCCCAGCAGGAUGGGGGAAGAGGCAGCUUCCACAGGGUUUCUGCCAGAAAGAUCAUCCUGUACAACAGGCCUGCACUGCCUGUGAGCCAUAAGGCUUACUGCAGCUCACCACCAGGUAUGUGGUGGCUGGCUCUCCACCAGGGACUUGAUCAGUCACUUUGGCAGAGAGAAGUUGCUAAGCAGCUAGCAGGCCAUAAUACAAAUCUAUUGGGCUAGAUUCAUCUUGGUGGGUCAGUAACUCUAACCUUUGCCUGAUGUAAAGGCAAAAUGGUGCUUACAUUCAAAUAAAUCUGUGAAUGUUUCAGUUGUGCAAGUGUCACUCAUCAUCUGGGAGAACCCGUGAACAUAGGAUGCUGCCUUAUAUUUAAUCAGACCACGGAUGCAUCUAGAUCAGUAUUGUCUACACUGAGAAGCAGAAGCUCCCUGGGGUUUCAGGCAGAGAUAUUUCUCAAGCUUACCUGGAGAUACAAGGGAUUGAAUCUAGCAGUUUCUGCAUGCAAAGCACAUUAUCCUCAAAAGAUUUGAACUUCCCUAUACGUACUCUGACCUGGUGUCAUUUAUGAUGUGGCACUCAUUAUUGUUCCGGUAAAACGAGGCACCCACUUGGAUUAAUUCCUCUCCUGUGAAAGCACAAAGAAUGGAAGAAGCUGAACUGCUGAAGGAAAGAUUGCAGGCCAUAACAGACAAGAGGAAACUGCAAGAAGAAAUCACUCAGAAACGCCUUAGAGUAGAAGAAGAAAAACUAAAACAUCAACAUUUGAAGAAAAAAGCCCUGCGUGAGAAAUGGCUCUGGGAUGGACUAAAUACUCUUACUCCAAAAGAACAAGAAGAAAUGCAAAACCAGAAUCAAGAGGAUCAGCAACGGAUGAAUGGGCUGGAACAAAAUAUUCUCAAACUUGAAAAGGAAAUUGAGACUCUCGAGAAAGAGGAGCUGACAAUCUCAGCUAAAGAAAAGGCCAUAUUAAAGAAGCUUAAGUUAGUUGAAAGGACAACAGAAGAUAUCAUAAAGUCUGUGAAGGUAGAAAAAACAGAGACUAAAGAAGAGUCAGCUGAUUACAUCUAUGCCAAUAUUCCUGAUCUCCCAAAAUCUUUCAGACCUUCUGCACUCAAAAGGACAAGACAUCUAGAACCAGAGGAUGAUGAAGAAAACCGAAGAGCGCUGUUUGCUAUGGAGAUAAAAGUUGAAAAAGACAUGAAGACUGGAGAAAGCACUGUUUUGUCAACAAUACCACUUCCAUCAGAUGAAUUUAAAGGUGCAGGAGUCAAAGUAUAUGAUGAUGGCAGAAAGUCUGUUUAUGCAGUGAGUGCCAAUGGAAAUGCAACGAAAAAUGAAGUUGAUGAUCUUGCGCCUGUCGAAGUGGAGGACCUCUUAAGACAAGCAACUGAAAAACAGUCAAAGUCUCCCACUGAAUAUCAUGAGCCUGUGUACGCGAAUCAGUUUUGCAGACCCAUAACUCCCCAGGAUUUAACCCAGGGACCAAAUGGUGAAGAUGCUGUUCAAAGUAAGACUAGCAGAUCAGACUGUUUUUUAAAUGAACCCACCUAUAAUAAAGGGAAAAGGCAACACAUUGAAGAAAAUGGCCUCCAUCUUUCAGAGGGCUGUCAGCAGCAUUGUCAAUCUCCAGUCCUUCAACAAACAGGAAAGCCUCAGCAGAUUAGUCCCCUGCAAAAGACGGCACCUACGGUGCAAAGAGAAGUUAUACAAGAAGCUUCUGAACCACUUCAGAAGACAAGAGAAAACCAACAAAGUGUAGCAUUCAGAAACUCUGUGAAUAGUAACCAAAGGCCUUCGCCUGUCACAAUAAAAAGUGAUGAUGACUCUAGCUGUAGUGUAGUCCAAGCUGUGCCAUGUUAUGUGGAUGAUACUGAACCUGUUACAAUGAUUUUCAUGGGUUACCAGCAUGUGGAUGAUGAUGAACUGAAUAAAACAGUCUGUGGAUAUGAUGGGAUUAUCCAUGCAGAACUUGUCGUCAUUGAUGAUGAGGAUGAGGAGGAUGGUACUGAAGAAGGAGCCAGUAAAACUGAGAAACCUUUGUAUCAUCCAGUGGGUCCUUACAGCCAGGUGUAUCAGCCACCCAGCCAAACAGCUACAAUUCCACAGACAACCCCCGGCCAAACUGUUGUUGGUGACAAUUUGAACAAGUCACCAUACAAAAAUUCCAUAUCACUCAAAGAACAAGAGGAACAUUUGAGCUCUCCUGCCUACAAUGCUCAACUUGAUGGCCAGUUAUCAGGUGAUGGAACUGAAGAUCCCUCCUUAACAGCUCUGAGAAUGAGAAUGGCAAAACUAGGGAAAAAGGUGAUUUAAACAACUGCAGUGGAAUUAUAAUCAAUAUGAAGUAAAGAAGAAUUUUCUACUUUCUUUGGACCUGGAUGGCUUUGGCUUCUGCAAAUAUAUACAUAUAUAGGAGUAGCAGCACUUUAUGGGGGGGUGGGGGAAUGAGCAGACAGACACACAUUAAGGUUUGCCCCUCCAAAGGUUUAGUCCAUAUAAGCAUAAACUUCCAACAAUUCCCAGGAGCAUUUUAUUAGAAGUGUCUCAGUAUUCUCAGAUGACACAGGAAAUCAAGAGCCAGUAUCUUGAACAGGACUGCACCCAUAUCUAUAAAAGGCAAUGCUGAUUUAUUUCUUCCUCCAAUUCUGGCUGUACAUGAGUACAAGUAGUACUAAUCCUAGCCUUGCUAGCACAGUUUGGGGUUGUGGGGAUCACACCCUUCCACUCCCAUAAGCCAGUUACUCAGCCUAGAAUAGAAAACUCUACCCAAGGCAUUUUCUACCCAAAAGGCCAUGUCGUUUUAGGAGAAAUGGUCUAGAGUACAUCAUGAAAUUUACAAACACUUUGAGGGUCAUCUACACAUGCUCAUUUGGUUGGUUGUUCCCACCACCCAACAGAACAUGAAGUACAUUCAGAAAAAAAAUGAGCAAGCCAACAGUUGCCAAGCAGCCCGAGACUGUGAGCUAUACUCUAAGCACCAGUCCGUAUCAUUCCCCAUUCUUCUUCCCACUGCCCAGCUAGCCUCAAUACUUCCCCUUUAGAUUUCCCAGUCUUCACCCCUGUGUAGACAAAGCCUAAAUGCAUAGCUGGUACAGAUGUAGGCUCUUUCAAGCUUCCUUCCCUUGCACACAUGGGGGAGCUAGUGUGAUCACACUCCCUUGCCCUUCCACUCAGCUGAGCAUGUGAAAGAUACUGUCUUAGCCGCAAUGUCAGAGUUUGGCACCUGAUACAAGUAGGACCCAUCCUCUGGAUUAAGAGGGCACCUGUAUACAAGCCCAUGCAGCUCUAUUGUCCACAGCACUGAGGCUAGCAAGCCACUGUAGCAACCUUCUGUCACUUUUCAGGAACCAGUGUGGGAAAGAGCCUCUGUGUCAGGGGCAUAGCUAGCUGUGUUCACAGGGGUCCAAUGAGCACAGGCCACCACACACCCAGGGGCCCUUUCAUCCACCUGUCACUUCUCCCCAUUCCUGCAACUUGCUGCCACAACUUGCCUCCUACCCCACAUCACUUGGUAUCCAGUUUGCACAAUGGUAGGAGGGGGGGUUCCAUCAUUUCUCCUCUUGUUUGACUGAGAAGAGAAGCCAUAGAACCCCUCAGCAUUAUGUAAGCCAGUUAAGAAAUGGAAGGCACACAUGUGCCCUGAUGCCUAAUCCAUGUGCAUGUACAUCAUCAAUUUUGUAGCCAGUCAUGCAGUGGUAAGGGAAUUCUAUGGCUUCCCUCCUCACUCGAAUGAGGGGAGAAGUGAUGGAACACACACUGUUGUGCAAAUCAGCUACUGAGGGGCAGGGGUAGAAGGCAAGUGGUAGGGGUGAGGAGCAGCAGCAGCGGUGGCAAUAUGUAAAAAAUUCUGUGAUGCCAUGAGAAAUUAAGGGGGCUCCCCAAUGUUCAGUUACUGAACACAGGCCCUUGCUGAUGUUGCUUGCCCCAUCGGCCUAAAAUAUGCUUAAGUGCACUAACCUAGGUUCCUCCCCGCUCCGUUUAAUAACCAAAAGUAUGCAUGCGUGAAAGGUUCACAGUGUAAGGGUCAACCACCCUCUGCUACCACUAUCCAGAAUCCACUCACAUGGAAACAGGGACUGAAUAUGGUCUCGUAUACAAACCCUACCAAAAGUAAGCCCAAGCCAGACAACAGCAGCGCAUACUAAGUUAUGCCAUACAUAACACAUUUCAGGAUUGUCAGACUGAGGUAAAUAAAUAGAAAGAAAACAGUCAUGGCAAAAGAAAAUUUGAGAGUAAGUUUGUGCAUAUUCUAGACUUAUGGUAGAAAGACUUCAAAGUUCCAAUGAAUUUGAUUCCAGCAGCUGCUGGAUCUAGCUAGUUUAGGGAACCAUAGGCUUCUGGAAACAACUUACUUCAUAUUCAGGCUGGAAGUAUAUGGACAUGAAAAGACCGAUGGGUCUUCUUUUAGCAUAUUGUGCUUCAAAGGCACAGCCAGCUAUCCAUCUAAGAAAGUGUAGUCUCUCAAAUAUGGACUGACUCUCUCUCUCUCACACACACACACACACUCACACACACCUACCUACAAGCUGGUGUAGAGGGUUUUAUUGUUUUGUUUUUCCUCUUCAAGUUGGCAGUAGUUCAACUGCUAUUAAAUCUGAGCAAGAACGCCACACAGAGACUCAGCAGUAGAAGUGUUUUGUCCUGUGCUCAGCUGUAUAUUCAGGAGUUUUAUAUGAACAUACUAGGGCAGGCAACAAUGAAUCUUCUCUACAAAAUGUAUCAUUAACAGGGAAGAUCUGCCUAGCAAUGUAUUCCACUGGGAUGUAUAAACACUCGUCUCUAGAGAUUAUGAUUUUUUUUCUUAUUAAAGUGGAAGGGUAUUUCAAGGAUAUAGUUCAGUACAAUGCAUUUGCAUCUUUGUUUUAUAAAGGGAAGCAUUCCUCUGCUAUUUCAGUGGCUUAUCCAGAAGUGUCCCUUGCAAAUGGUAUUUGAACAGGAGCAGCAAACAUGAUGGGUCAGGGGCUAUUCCAGAUCGUCUGUUCACCAUUGUAACUGCUCAGUGGAUCUGGGCCUGGAAGCUUUUCACACGGGGCUUCUGAAGCCCUUUAACUCACAUGAUCUCCAGAAUGGAGGGGAUGUGUUCACAUAUCUGCUAGAUUUACCCCAAAGUCCCUGUGAGUUAUUGGGGAGCAGUUCACACACAAUUUGGGUUUUUCACUGUGCUUUAGAGUGUAACCCAGUUUAUAUCCAAGGUAAAAAAAAAUCCACUAUUGGGUUUUGGGGACAACUUCAAGUUGUAAAGCCUCCCCGUAAACUCACGGUAAAACCUGCUGUGCAUAAAAGCCCCUGGAGAAUCUGUUGUGGAACUGUAAGAGUUUCCCCAAUACAGCUAUUCAAGGACUAGAAUGAUUCAUGGUGAGGACUUUGCUAUCAGUGCCAAGUCAGACCAUCCCAUCCUUCCCUUUUUCUGUCUCACUGCUGGGAGGUUGUUAUUAGCUAGGAAUGAUAUUUGUAAAGAAGCGUUACUGCUUUCCUAUUUCAUUUCUGUAUUAAUAAAGGCUGGCCUUCUCCUCAAA